Ascochyta rabiei is the source of this 4575-nucleotide messenger RNA. RefSeq lists its product as uncharacterized. Gene Ontology annotation, cellular component: HDA1 complex. Bases 1 to 4575 code for a protein of 1524 amino acids. The record is from RefSeq and is a predicted model, not a curated record. NCBI's taxonomy places the organism in Eukaryota, Fungi, Ascomycota, Dothideomycetes, Pleosporales, Didymellaceae. The transcript has 3 exons.
AUGGCGCCUCAGAAACGAAAGCGCCAACCCACCAGGACUACAUCCAACAAGCGGCUCAAGUACACACAGCGGGAAACCGACAGUAGCAGCAGCAGUAGUAGCAGCGACGACAACGAGGAGCUUACAAACGACAGCCAGGUUGAGUGGGAAGCAUUGCGCAUACUCGCUCAAAAAGGCAGAGGGUUCGGGCUCAAGUACCUUAUCGAAUGGAAAGGCGUUGAUCCUGCGACCGGUGAACAGUGGGAACCGACGUGGGAGGCUGCAAGAAACGCCAGCGACAGUCUGAGCGCAUCCUGGAAGAGAGAGCAGGCCCUGCAACUCUACGAGAAGAAAGAGGCUGCUGCGACAACUACAAGCAGUACACAACACCAAAGUGCUACGGAAAUACUCCAGGCGCAAGCAACACAGACUCGAGCCACGCGACAGCGGCGCAUCGUUGAGAGCCCUGAAACCUCCACAUCAGCGCCUGCGACAGAGUUGCCUACGAACAAUAGCCCCAACAUUUUAGCAUCACCAAGCACGGCGGUGAUAGGCAUUGAGGUACCCUUACCAGACUGGACCAGCAACCCACGUGGUGAUAGCUUGAAUCCCGGCGAGUACGAGCCUCACGCUGAGAUACCAGAGUCACCGCCAUCCCCGGCGAGGAGCAACAGCAACAACCUUGAUCUAGAUAGUUCGCAGCUGUUCGCAUCGCAGCGUGCCUUCCGCGCUUCUGGCGUUGUACCAGACACGCAGAGCUCCGUUGGUGACGCGAGCUACAUCUCAGUGACACAGGAGGAGCUUGAUUCGAGUUUACAUUCUAAUUCUGCUGACGAGUCGACUGAGGGGAACAUUGUCGGUCAUUCGGGUUUCCUCGACACAAACACAGACGCAGCACUAAGGCUUGACGCAAGCGCUCAGUCGCCUGCAACAUCUAUCGCUGAAACAGUUGCGGACACUACCCAAGACUUGCAAAGUCAACCUCAAGUCGAGAGCCAGCAAGAGCGGUCAGAGAUCCCAGAGACGCUAGGGUCACCUGCGGGCUCCACCAAACCCGAUCAACCAAGUAACCCAACCAAGGAACAUUACACUGCCACUACUUCUGCGCAUCUGCAAAGUUUAGGAGACCAGCACGAGUUGUGUUCCUCAGAGCAGCUUGCAUUCAUCGAGAACACCACGCAGUGCGACCACGAGAUAUCUUCACAUAAUAUCCAAAUAACACUGCAGGAGCAAGGCGCGCAAAUCCCACCGACGGAAGCCUCAAGAGAACUUGGCGACACUAUCGAACAGCCUACCGUGAGCUUAGCGGAAUCUGUGACCCUGGUAGUUGCGGAUACACCUCAGAUCUCUCAGCUCCCGUCUACUGCUCAAGACAGCGCCUCCCAAACUAACAUAGAGCAUCAAAGCGAGGCUGCACAGCAGACUGUGGAAGAGGGUCCUUCUCUUCUCUUUACCGAACACUCCGUUCUAGAAGAGUACGGGCAGUUUCCAUUUCAUUCACAGCGCCCAGCUUUUUCUGAACUUGAGUCUGCCACAAAGUCAACCCAACGGGCUUUGACGGAACCUCUAAGGACUCACGUCACACACGUAGUCACUGGCGCGCAGCUCAGCGAGGGGCUCAACUCAAACGCAAAUCACGACGGAGGUACCUCAUACGAGAGCCAGGAAAGCACUACCAUAGACGAGAUCAGUCAACCCACUCUACUGCAGGAGUCAAAUCGCCUCCCUCGGAAGGCGUCGAGAGCACAAUUGUCGCAGUCACAGGCCGACGCCAGAAACUCCGAUCACGUUCCCUUCGGAGUAACAGAAGAAAACGCCAAUCAGGCUAACCCCACAAUUGUAUCUUGGCUGCCACCAUCUAUUGAGUACUCGACGGGGUCGCGCGAACACAACGCCCAGCUUAUACCCUCAGGCGAAGAUCUUAGCACACAGGACGACGCUACUAAAAGUAUACAAGCUACAACAGAGCACGAAACAGAAGCUAGCCCCAAACAGAAAGGUAGUCCUUGCUCAAGGCACGACUCAUCACAAGAGACCCCAGAGCGUCACUUGCGGUCAGUAGACCACAGUUCUUCGCCCAUCCGACGUCCGCCAAGCUGUUCGCUUAGGACGUUGGAUUCGAACGUACCGUCCAGGCCUCCAACUCCGACACUAAGUUCUUUGCUUUCGAGAAUGACGGAAAGUACGGGCGCCAGAGUUGAACGACAACUCAAAGAGUACCAGGAGGCCGAUAGAGCCGCAAACCCUUUCGUACCAAGGAGAGAGCGUAUUAGAGCGUAUCAGCCUUCUUCCUCGGUUACUUCGGCGGACGCAGCUACCACUGGCUCACUACCACAGUCUAUCACGGCACCUGCGCCGCCAGCGCCGCCCGUACCGCCAAAAAUCAAUGUACUUGCAGAAGGCACAAGAUCCCCAUCGACAGUACCAGACCAUUCACCUGCUCCACCGGCGCAGACGUCGUUACGAGCUGUAGCUUUUACAAAUGCCAAGGACAGGGCCACAGACGCUUUGCUGAACAAUUCCUUGGCCGCCACUUCCUUGAGUGCCGAUGCAGGACCGACACAAGAAAAGGCCGAACUCGUUGCUGCAGCUGCAGCUGUGGGUAUACCCAAUAGGCCUGCAGUAUCUCCUGAACCAUUGGCAGAUGAAAGUACUGAAGAGAUGAGCGAUGUUGGCGAUAACGCUGAUGACUACGACUAUGAAACCAUGUGGAAUGACGACCUACAGCUUGAACGCGGGGAGUACAUUGUGCCACUCUUCAUCGAAGGGCGGCAGAGCGACACGUAUAGCGAGUACAUCAAGCAAAAAUCAGAUUUACUUGAUGUCAUAUUCUACACAGAUCUCACCACUAUCAAGCCAGAAGCACUCGACACGGUGGAAGAGGCUCUGGUUUACAUGAAAGCUGUAGAGACACACCCUGACCUCACAUACGCCGAAGCCGAGUCUGCGACUGGAUUUGACAUGCAAUCAGCAGCUGACACAUCACACGCAGCUCAAUUUGGUAUCGAAAACUCAGUCAAGUUUAAGUUCUUAAAUGAACUCUUCAACAGCUUGCGCGACCAGAACUUACAUGUAGUACUUCUCCUGGACCAAGACAACGACGCGCUGUUCGGCAUCUUGAGGACGUUCUUUACCGCAACAUCUCACAGCUUCAGCAUGCCAACUAAAGGCUAUAAGUCAAACACUUCCAACGAUGACCUCACUAUUACCGUGUUUCCGAACACCGCGUCUCCUAUCUUGCGGCCCGCCAACCUCAUCAUUUGUCUAGAUGGCGUACAAAGCGCUGCACAGAUACGCCAAAGCAAUUGGGCUGUGGCGUCGAGCAAGACCGUCCCCAUCAUUCACCUGGUGAUACCCCAGACAGUCGGUCACAUUGAACGCUACUUUCUCCCCAGUAUAGAAAGGAAGACCCGCAUCGAAGCAACGGUAGCAGGACUAAGCCAGAUACAAAAAAGCAAUAAGAUUGGAAAGCCUGUUGACUUGGAUACGCCCACCGCUGCAGAGGCUGCCAGGCUUAUCUCGUUCUGGCUUAUUUCUGACGACGAACAAGAAAUCACAGAGUGGCCGUUGCCUUCGAUUGGAAGUGUAAGAAAGUUCCUGGAGUAUGAGCAAACCCAACAAUCUGUACAGCCUGCGACUUCGCCCCCGGCUCCUGAGCGCACAAAGCGUUCUCUGGAGGCGGGUGACUCUGACACGGCGAAGCGCAUGCGUUAUACUCCGCAGCCACGUGUGAUUCCGGGUUCCGGCGUCAAUCAGGAAAAUGAGGCGACGCGCAUAAGCGACUCUAUGCCCGGUACUGCAUUCAGUGAAAACCCACACCUAUCCACGCGGCUCGAAGAAGCACGUUCCGAGCUUUUUCGGAUUGAGAAAGAACAUCGCGAGAAGGAGUUCAUGUGGGACAAACAGCAGACCGAGCACGAAAAUCGAGCGCAAGACUACCGCAAGCUACUUAUUGAGAAAGGAAAAGUCGAUCACGCGUACGACAGCAGGACCAAAGAACUUGACAAGCUGCGCACACAACUCGAAGCCAAAACUGCUGAAAUCAAAACCCUCAGAGACGAACUCGAAGCGCAACGAGCGCUCGGCCUCAACUCCCACGACGAGAAAGAUGUAGCAAUCACCCAGUUGCGGAAAGAACUUGAGAUCGCACAGCUCGACCGUGACCGCGCACUCAGGUCUGUUAAAUCUACCGAAGUGACUCUCGAGUACACAACAGAGCAGUACCGCACCGUCUCCAACACCGCAAGCCAACUGCGAACUGAGGUGACGUCGCUCCAAACAGAGAACGCUAAACUCGCGCACCAAUCUUCCGGCGAAGCCGCCAAACUCAAGCAACUGCACCUCAACAAGAGCACCAAGAAUUUGAUCCAGCAGAACAAAGCCCUCAUGAGUGAGAACAGUCGCAUGAAAGUAACGCUGAAGCAAAAGGAAGACGAGCUUAUCAGGGCGAAGAGUAACAGCAUGAGAAUGGGCUAUGGUACGCGCGCGCAGAGCACCACGCCCCAGCCGAAAACCAGAUCUAGGGCGACAAGUCCAACGGCUACACGAGGAGGACGAGGCGGCCGAAUCGGAGAUCUGAGGCUCGAGGAGAGGUAG